Fusarium oxysporum Fo47 is the source of this 3049-nucleotide messenger RNA. RefSeq lists its product as uncharacterized. NCBI's taxonomy places the organism in Eukaryota, Fungi, Ascomycota, Sordariomycetes, Hypocreales, Nectriaceae. Gene Ontology annotation, cellular component: mitochondrion; membrane; cytoplasm. The record is from RefSeq and is a predicted model, not a curated record. The transcript has 3 exons. The coding region runs from base 127 to 2874 and encodes 915 amino acids.
UGAUCUGUUAUUCAUGACUUGUUCAGUUCAUUGGACUUGUUUUAUUCGUCUUGGGUGGUCGCUUUACUUUAUGAGUCUUCUUCGUAAACUGCUUGACGUCUCAUUCAAUUGCCAUACGCACUCAUCAUGGAAGACAUUCAUCUCCCCAUCGCAAUAAGACGCUCCCGUCGCAACAGCAUCAAACCAGAGCCAGACAUGCCCUCAUCUCCUAUGCCCUCCAAGACCCCCAAGCGAGGCGCCAACCGACGAGUCCGCUUCUCCGACCCAGGCGCCUCUUCAUCCGGAUUAACCCCCAUGAUCAAUCGCUUCACAGUCGCAACACCCAAACGCCGGCGUCACUCAUCCCUACCUAUCCAAACAACCCCCAGCACAAUCCGCUCAAGUCCAGCGCUCCCUGAAAGCGGUGAAGUCACUUUUUUGCCACUGCGACAAGUCCUCGACGGUCGCGUCCAGCGAAGAAUUCGUCGCAAUGGUCUGAGCGAGGAGAUGAACACGAUUCAACAAGAAAAGCGCCGUCGGAAUCAAGAAGCAAAAGAGGAAAUUGAGAAGUUGAGAAAUGAACUAAAAGCGCGUGAUCGCGAGAUCUACGAAUUGCAGAAUGCGACUAUUGUCAUCGACACAGAUCGUAUUUGGGAUCUUGAGAAGCAGAUCCAAGAUCUUCAAGAUGAGCUGUCCAAACGAUCAGGUCGCGCUAUGGAUCAGAGUAGAGGGUAUAACUGGACCCUUGCAGCGCGGGAGAAGUUUUCUCAGGAUUUCAUGGACAUGACGCCCGAUGAGGAUCAGUUUGGGGAUGAGACUAUGGCGCAGUUCAUUUGCAGUACGCCUUCGAGAGCGCGUACUUCGUUUAUGACGCCGCCUGCUACGAGUCCUACUGUACCUGGAACACCGAUCUUUGAGCCGGUUGAGACAACGGCUAUGGUUGGUGUUCAGGCUUGUUUGCCGGAUCCCAAGCAGCUGCAGUUAGAGGAGGAAGUUUCGUCGCUUCAGUUGGAGGUGACAAAGUUGACUGACACUCUCGAGUCUUACAAAACUCUCAGUGGACGCCUUAGCGACAAGUUAUCGGACUUUACACCCCGAGAUCAAUCAGGUCUCGAGGCACAGAUUGACGCCAUGCUCCAAGCAAUGUCCGACAGAACAUGUGCUCUUCAAACCCUCACAUCCUCCAUCACAAAACUCGGCUUCACUGGCUCCGACGCCAGCGAAAUGAUAACAACCCUCAUCACCAACUUCCGCGCUGCCCGCCUAGAGCUCGAGUACCUGACUCCCGGGGAAAUCACCCUCCCCCUAUCCUCGCACGGCGCAGAAGUCCUAGAUCUCAUGCUUACACGUCUCCGGGAUAUGGCGAAGCGCGCAAAGGAAGAUGAGGAUGCUAUAGAUGAGUAUCACGAGAUCGAGCUAUCUCUACGGAAGCAAUUGGAUGCAAGAGUUACUGUCAUGGAUGGUUUGAAAGCAGAGAUGGGAAAGGCUGAGAAACUCAUCAGUGACAAGAUUGCGAGGAUACGGGAGCUCGAGGUUGCGAAUCAGAGGCUCAAGGGUGCUGUUGACGGGUAUAUCCGCGACAUUUCAGAGCUGGAAGAUCUCGUUCAACGAAUGGAGCGCGAAGCCCAUGAUGCCAAUGACGAGUAUGCUGUGCAACUAGAAGUCAAGCACAAGAUCCUCACCCGCAAAGAAGACACCAUCGCCUCUCUCGAAAGCAAACUCUCAGCCGCCCUCUCCCGCUCCUCCGAUCUUCAAGCCCAAAUCAUCAGCCUUCAAACCACCAACACACAAACAAUCUCCGAACUUAACAAAAAGCACGGCUCAGCACUCGCAGCGCGCGACGCAAGCGUUACGAAGUACCGCAGUGAGAUCGACAAGCUGAAUGAAUCUCUCCGCUCUGCACAUGAUAAAAUCUGUGGACUACGAGUUGAGAACGGUGGCUUGAGGAGGGAAGUUGAUGAGGAGCGGGUCAAGGCGAAGGAGGUUAUCGAUGCGAUGAAGGAGGAGUUGGAGAGGGUGGUCAAGAUGAGUCAGGAGUUUUUGACGCCGAGAAAAGAAGAGUCAGAGGUUGUGCAGAGGCAGGGGGGUAUGAGGAGGACUCUCUCACUUACACAUCACCAUCACAUAUACCCUCACUCACACAUAAUGACAAUACUCAUCCUCCGCCCAGCAUUCAAACAUCCCCUCCGCCACCUCCAACGGCGCUUCCAAACCUCGCCCCCUAAAAAAGACCCCAUCCCUGUGCCCGCCACCGUCGCCCCACUGCCUCUAUGGCAGCGCCUCGGACCUUUGACAACAGCUGUUCAGGCUUAUGCGCGUGCGCAGAAUAAGAGUCCGUAUAAAACACAGGUUGCCACCGCGGUGGUGAUUUACAUCGCUGGGGAUCUGAGUGCGCAGUAUGUUAGUGGCAAUGAGUAUGAUCCUGUUAGGACGUUGAGGAAUGCGGUUAUUGGGUGUGUUGCUGCUAUACCGAAUUAUAAGUGGUUCAUGUUUCUCUCCCACAACUUCAACUACUCCUCCCGCCUUCUCUCCCUCGCCACAAAAGUAACCGUCGGCCAAGUCGUCUUCACGCCAAUCUUCAACACAUAUUUCUUCGGCGCCCAAGCCCUGCUGUCCGGUUGCGACAUUCCCGGGACAAUCGAGCGCGUCAAAGACACCGUGCCAACCAGUAUUAUCAACUCCUGCAAAUUAUGGCCCAUGGUCACGGCGUUUAGUUUCUCGUUUUUGUCGAUUGGGUGGAGGCCAUUGUUCCAUGGUGUUGUGGCGGUGGGGUGGCAGACGUAUUUGAGCUUCUUGAAUAGGAUGGCUGAGGUCAAGGAGAGGGAGAGGCAUGAGAGUGAGGGCAAGAUGGAGGUUGGAGAGAGGGUUGGGUAUGCUGUUGCUCAGGCUGCUUGAUUACUUGGGAGGGUUUCUUUUGUUCAAGGUUGGGAUAGACUUGGGUUUGAUAAUUUAGACAAAAAUGGCGUUUGGGUCAAAUAGACAAUUCUCUUAUGUUCUGGCUUUGCGAGAAUGAAACAUCCAACAGCUUCCUGCAACAGGGAUCAAUAAAUAACCAGCCAUUUCUGAAGAA